AUGGGUUCUGAAAAGUAAAUUAUAGUUUUCAUAUAAGACACAAGAAGGAAAAGAAAGAGAAGAAAGAGAAGAAGGAAAAGAAAGAGAAAAAAGAAAAGAAAGAGAAGAAGGAAAAAAAGGAAAAGAAAGUAAUUGCAUUCUUAAUUAAUGAAAAUAGGAAUCAGAUGCUGGUAAAAAGAGAUCAAGAAAUGUGAGUAAGGAGAAAGAUAAAAAGAGGGAAGAAUUUUAGAAACCUAAGGCACCAACUAAAACAAAUGCAGAAUAAUCAAGGGGGUAAAUUAAUUAAAUAAAAUUGAAAGAUUUCGUUUCGAUUCUCCGCCAAAGGAUCCAUUAUAGAACACUCCUUUUUCAAAUUUUAAGAGCAAACUAAUAGAUCAAGUGUCUUUGGGAGAGUUUGAGAGUACUAAGUUGUUAUGAAUUAAGCCAUACUUCCUGCGAAUCCUCUUUAGAAUCCCUUGGCUUCAUUGGAAGCUCUUUAAGCAAUGACACCAUUAAUUUAGAUGCAAAGAUUACAAUAAUUGAGAGCGUAGGCAGAUGUGAAGGCUGAUAGAAAACUCUAUGUUGGAAAUUUGCCACCAAAUAGUCAACCAAAAGAAGUAUAAAUGGUUAUGGAUAUAUUAAAUUAGCUUUAAGAUUUCUUGAAUUAGACGUUAUUAAAGAUGGGAGUAAGUUCUGAACAUGCAGGUUCUAUUUGCAACUGCUGGAUAGAUUCGAAUGGUUUGAUUUUGAGAUUUAUUAUUUAGGACAUUUUGGUUUUAUUGAGUUCAGAUCCCCUGAAGAAGCAACACAAGGUUUUAUUUUGAAGGAUGUGAUAUUUAAAGGGCAUCAAUUGAAAAUUGGUAGACCUAAGUCAUUUUUGACUUCCUUAGCAGCUGUAAACUAAUAAAUGAUGAGUGAAUAAGCAUGUAAUUAUGUAAUGUGAACUUAAGUUAAUCCUUUGAGUAGCAUGAAAGGAAAUGAUAAGGAUCCAUCUUCACUUAUUAGUUUCAGACCACUUAAGUUAAUGGCCAGAUAUGUGUAAAUACCUACUAAUAUUUUAGUUAUCAAAAAUGUCCUUACUCUUGAAGAUGUUAAUAUUUAUACAAAUAUAUAGGUUACGAUAGAUGAAGAAUUUAAUGAUAUAAUGGAAGAUAUAAGAGAAGAAUGCUCUAAAUUUGGAACUGUGAAAAAUGUCAUCAUUCCAAGACCUGAAUUCGGUAAAAUAAUCGUAGGAGUGGGCAAAAUCUUUGUGGAAUAUGAGAAGACCUAAGAAGCUAGAACUGCCAGAAGAUAUCUAGCUGGUAGAAUGUAUGGUGAUAAAACAGUUGAAUGUGAAUAUCUAUCAAGGGAGAAGUGGGCGAAACGAUAAUUUACAGAUCUUAAUGAGGAUAUCCUUAGGGAUAGAGAGGAACAAUAAAGAUUGGAUCAAUUGGAAUAAGAAAGAAUAAAAAAGUAAAUGCAAGAGGAAAUGCUUCAAGGGAAUUGAUUUAUAUAUACAGAC
Paramecium octaurelia is the source of this 1480-nucleotide messenger RNA. The record is from the annotation of a GenBank genome assembly. NCBI's taxonomy places the organism in Eukaryota, Ciliophora, Oligohymenophorea, Peniculida, Parameciidae.